This is a messenger RNA of Leptonychotes weddellii (Weddell seal), 3592 nucleotides long. The record is from RefSeq and is a predicted model, not a curated record. NCBI's taxonomy places the organism in Eukaryota, Metazoa, Chordata, Mammalia, Carnivora, Phocidae.
GGAGCUGCUGUGGCGACGGACGCGAGGCGGUGGCAGAGGAGACCCACCCCUGUCCACAUGGACAGUCGCAGAGGCCUCCGCUGAUGCAUACACGCCUGGGCGGGGUGGGCGGACGGCCGUAGCGGCGGCGGCGGUGGCUGCAGAGGGAGCGAAGGGCCUGGGGGCGCCUGACGGUCGCGAAGACCUCGCCGCCCCGGCGCGGCGGCUGCGGCCAUUUUACGGCCCGGGACGAAGGGAGGUGUGUUUGUGUGCUCGCCUUCAGCCUUUCUUCCUGGGGCCCGCGGCUGGGGAGAGCGUCUCAGGCGGCCUGGGUAGGCGGUGGAUGGGGAGUCGUGGGCCGAGAGGAACCGGGCCCGGGAAGCGCCGUCGCCGUCGUCGCCGCUCGCGUUCCCCCGGAGGGGCCUGAGGAGAAGCCCAGGCCGCGGGCCUCGCCACCCGCCAGCCCGCGGAUAGGCCCGGGAGCGCCUGGCCUGCUUUUGUGUAGGCCCAUCUGGACGUGGGAGCGCCGCCCCCCUGACGGCCGAGUUCUAGGCCCGCAACCCUGCGGCGGCUACCCUCCUGCGGCGCGGCCCCUCAUCCCGGCGAGCGCGGCGGUGGUGUGGGCCAUGGAUUAAGAAGGAGGCGGCGUGGGAGGAGGAAGAUGGCGGCUGGCAAGAGCGGCGGCAGCGCUGGGGAGAUUACUUUUCUGGAAGCUUUGGCUAGAUCAGAAUCUAAGAGAGAUGGAGGUUUUAAAAAUAAUUGGAGCUUUGAUCAUGGAGACGAAAGUGAAGGAGAUACAGAUAAAGAUGAGGCAAAUCUACUCAGUGUAGAUGAAGAUGAGGAUUCCGAGACCUCAAAAGGAAAAAAGUUAAAUCGUCAAUCGGAAAUUGUUUCUACCAGUUCUGGUGAUCCCUGGAAGACAUGUGCAAGACGAAGCAAGGCUGAAAGUUUAAAACCUUUAAAAGGCAACCCAAUUGGACUUAACAUGUUAAGCAACAAUAAGAAAUUGAGUGAAAAUGCACAAAAUGCAUCAAUAUGUUCUGGAACUGUAGUUCAUGGUAGACGUUUUCAACAUGCUAAUGCACAGAUAUCACUAGUAAAAACAGCAGCCCAAAGCAGUCUGGACCAAAAGGAAAGGAAAGAAUACCCACCUCAUGUCCAAAAAUUUGAAAAUAAUUCUGUAAGGUUGAGUCGGCCUCAAGGUGUUGAUCGCGUAAUGAAGAAAACUGAAGAGUCUGAAUCACACCUGGAGUCUGAAAUUAAAAGGAAAGUACCACAGAAACGUCACAGUAGCACAUAUCAGUCUCCGCCUCCUCUGUCUCCUGCUUCAAAAAAAUGUUUAACUGAUUUAGAGGUUUCUAAACAGUGUGGAUAUUGUCCAAAAUGUGGAAAAGAAAAGGAAAAUCAGACCAAAUGCCAAAGUUGUGGUAUUCUUUUUCCUAAGGAUUUGCAAAGAAAUUGCAGACAAGCUAUAACUUUGAGUGAAUCUACUGGACCAUUAUUAAGAACAUCAAUUCAUCAGAAUUCUGGAGGACAGAAGGCACAAAACACAGCAUUACCAUCCAAGAAGUUUUAUGGCAACAGUGUGGGAAAGAUUCCAGUUGAUAUUAUUGUGAAUUGUGAUGAUAGUAGACAGAAUUAUUUACAGACUAAUGGGAAAGUCAUUUUACCUAGGGCAAAAGUAGCCAAAAUCACAAACCUGAAAGAAAGGAAAACAAGCCUGUCAGACCUAAAUGAUCCAAUAAUUUUGUCCAGUGAUGAUGAUGAUGAUGACAAUGACAGGACUAACAGAAGAGAAAGCAUAUCUCCUCAACCUGCUGAUUCAGCAUGUUCUUCCCCAGCACCAUCCACUGGAAAAGUAGAAGCAGCACUAAAUGAAAAUAUCUGUAGAGUAGAGCAUGAACUAAGAAGCAUUCCAGCAGAUUCAGAGUUAAAUACAGUUACAUUGCCAAGAAAAGCAAGAAUGAAAGACCAGUUUGGUAAUUCUAUUGUCAACACACCUCUAAAACGUCGUAAAGUGACAUCUCAAGAAACUUUAGUUGAUCCUGUAUCUUUAAGCUGCCAAAGUUCCUUUGACAGUGUCAUUUUAAACUGUCGAAGUAUACGAGUAGGAACACUCUUCCGGCUAUUAAUAGAGCCUGUAAUUUUUUGUUUAGAUUUUAUCAAGAUACAGCUAGAAGAACCAGAAAAUGAUCCUGUAGGGAUUACUUUAAAUACCUCUGAUCUAACUAAAUGUGAAUGGUGUAAUGUCCGAAAAUUGCCAGUCGUGUUUCUUCAGACAAUACCAGCAGUUUAUCAAAAGCUGAGCAUGCAACUGCAAAUGAAUAUGGAGGAUAAAGUUUGGAAUGAUUCUAAGGGAACAAAUAAAUUAAAAAAUUUGGAAGAACAAUACAUAAUUUUAAUUUUUCAAAAUGGCCUUGAUCCCCAGGCAAAUAUGGUAUUUGAAAGUAUCAUUACUGACAUUGGCAUAAAGAAUAAUGUGUCCAAUUUUUUUGCAAAAAUCCCCUUUGAAGAAGCCAAUAGCAGACUUGUUGCCUGUACAAGAACAUAUGAAGAGAGCAUCAAAGGAAGUUGUGUGCAGAAAGAAAACAAAAUUAAAAACGUGUCCCUUGAAUCUAAAAUACAACUUAAAAACAAGCAAGAAUUUCAAUUUUUUGAUGAUGAUGAAGAAACUGGAGAGAAUCAUACCAUCUUCAUGGGCCCUGUGGAAAAAUUGAUAGUAUAUCCACCACCUCCAGCUAAGGGAGGCAUCUCUGUUACUAAUGAGGAUCUGCACUGUCUAAGUGAAGGAGAAUUUUUAAAUGAUGUUAUUAUAGACUUUUAUUUGAAAUAUUUGGUGCUUGAAAAACUGAAGAAAGAAGAAGCUGACCGAAUUCAUAUAUUCAGUUCUUUUUUCUAUAAACGCCUUAAUCAGAGAGAAAGAAGAAAUCUUCACGAAACAACUAAUCUAUCAAUACAGCAAAAGCGACAUGGGAGAGUAAAAACAUGGACCCGGCAUGUAGAUAUUUUUGAGAAGGAUUUUAUUUUUGUACCCCUUAAUGAAGCUGCACACUGGUUUUUGGCUGUUGUUUGUUUCCCUGGUUUGGAAAAACCAAAGUAUGAACCUAAUCCUCAUUACCAUGAAAAUACAGUCAUGCAAAAAUGUUCAGCUGUAGAGGACAGUUGUAUUUCUUCUCCUUCAGCCAGUGAAAUGGACAGUUGUUCACAAAACUCUUCUGCCAAGCCUGUAAUUAAGAAGAUGCUAAACAGAAAACAUUGCGUAGCUGGAAUUGAUUCAAGUGCCGAACAGGAAGAAAGUGACCCUCAUUAUCGGAGAAACAUAGGCAGCGUGAAAUGUAGUCUGAAAAAAAUAAAUCAUACUGCAAGUGAAAAUGAAGAAUCGAAUAAAGGAGAAUCUACAUGCCAGAAAGUUGUUGAUAGGACUAAAAGUGAAAAUGGCCUACAGAAUGAAUAUUUAAGUUCUAUGCACCAUACAGAUGGCUUAAGCAAAAUUAGACUAAACUAUAGUGAUGAAUCAACUGAAGGUAGCAAAAUGCUUGAAGAUGAACUCAUCGACUUCUCAGAAGAUCAGGAUAACCAGGUAAAACCUAAUGCUUAGCAAAAAGCUCCAAUA